Camellia sinensis is the source of this 1972-nucleotide messenger RNA. RefSeq lists its product as uncharacterized. The record is from RefSeq and is a predicted model, not a curated record. Gene Ontology annotation, biological process: regulation of DNA-templated transcription. Lineage: Eukaryota; Viridiplantae; Streptophyta; Magnoliopsida; Ericales; Theaceae. Gene Ontology annotation, molecular function: DNA binding; DNA-binding transcription factor activity.
UAGCCCUUGAAAUUUCCAACUGCCCCCACACCACACCGGUCCAGACCACACCAACACUCUCUCUCUCUCUCUACCCAAACCACACCCAAGAAACUAGAGAGAGAGAGAGAGAGAGAUUCAAAGCAGGAUUGAUUGAGGUAGAUUCGAACUCUUUGAGUGGUGAUUUUUGGGGAACAGAGGAGAGAAACAGAGAGACAGAGAGAGAGAAGAUUAUAUGUCGUCUGGUGUUGUUGGUGCUGAUCUGUUGAUUGGAAGAUCAAAGCAGCUCUGGCUCUUUUCUCAAUCUCUGUUAAUCUCAACCCUCUUCUUCUGUUGCUGUGCUCAUUAGAGGCCAAACCAGAGUUCUCCAUAUUCUUCCAUGCGUUUAAGAUCAAGAAGGGCUUGUUCUGGCGUGGAGUGCUUUGGGAGUUUUCAUACAAAACACUUCUUCUAUUCAAUCUUGAGUACUAGGGUUUUGGGUUUAUCUCAGGACUGAGGAUUUUCAAAGAUUUUCAAAGAUUUCCCAACUUUUCUUGUUAUUGGCGUGUUGGGGGUUUAGGGUUUUCUAUUGAUUUAAUUUAUAUCUCAAAGAAGAGAUGCCAGGGCUUCAAAGGCAGUUUUUGAAUCAAAACAUGAUCAUUAAGAAAAUGAAAAAAGAGAAGACAGGCAAAGAUGAUUAUACGAAACCAAUGAUCAUUAAGAAAGUGAAGAAGGAGAAAACAGGCAACGAUGAUUGUAUGAAACCGGUUAGAAGAGUUCGAGUUGUUUACAAUGAUCCCUAUGCCACCGAUUCUGGGAGCGAUUACGAUGACAACUCAAUUUAUGAUAAUAACCAUGGAUUUACGAGAGUUAAGCGUGUUGUUAUGGAGAUUGUUCUUCCAAAGGUACCAAACGAGUCCUCUACAGAAAAUUCUCCAAUAGGGGCAGUUGCUAGUAAGGUUUGCGAAAAUCAGAAGAUGCAACGAUCGUCAUCGAUGUAUAAAGGAGUGAGGAGAAGGAAAUGGGGAAAAUAUGCUGCGGAGAUUCGAGACCCAAUUCAGGGGAAAAGGGUUUGGCUUGGUACUUACAACACUGCGGAAGAGGCUGCCAAUGCUUAUGAGAGAAAGAAACUUGAAUUUGAAAAGGUACUUGAGUCGUUGGAGAGUGCUAAGAACUUGAAUUUGAAUAUGGCUUUGAUUGUUGACAACCACCACUGUGCUUCGGAGGAGGAGACUAGUGGUUUGUUUUCUCUUUCAUCUCCAUCCUCUGUCCUUGAUGUCUCUCCGACAUCUAUUGUCAAUGGCCUUGACAAUUCUAUCAAAGAAGAAUGCAAUUCCAUAAAAAUUGUGGAAGAAGAGCAACCCACUUUGGCAAUCUUGGAUGAUCAAUUUGUGUCACCCCCAAUUUGUCUAGAACCUGAAUCAGGUUUUGAGAACAACUUGCAACCAAUUAGUGAUUUGGAACAACCACCCAUUUCGGAAUUGUUGGAAGAUCCAUCAAUUUCGCCCUCGGUGAGUAGAGAGCUCAGUUUGGGCUACGAGAACAAUUCAGUAUAUGGCACUAAUGAUAAGGGGCAGUUUUUCAACGGCCUAGAUGAUUUCGACAUGGACUUUCCAUUGUUCGAGUUUCAUAAUGAAGAGAGAAAUGAUCUUACCGACUUUGAUUUUAAGUUAGGCAAAGAAGAGCUUGCUUGGCUUGAUGAAGCCCUGAAUAUAGCCUGCCCAUAAAUUUUGCAGCUAGGAUCUGCUACAUUAAGAUUAGUUUUAACAUCUUGAAAAAUAAAAAAUAAGUUGUUGAGUGGCAACAAUUGUCAAUGUGAGUGAUUUUCUUGUUUUGGAGAGUAAAAUGAGAGAUUUUCUUGGGCUUUUCUCUGUGCUGUGCCUUUAGAGCCGUCCAAGAUAUUUUUGGCAUCUCUCUAAUAAAGAUGAGUAAUUGUUCAUAUUCACAAGUGAAGUUCUCUGUUCUGGUUGCAUUUGCUUUCUUCUAUUGCCAACUAUUACAUAUUUUUAGUUCA